Tilletiopsis washingtonensis is the source of this 605-nucleotide messenger RNA. RefSeq lists its product as hypothetical. The record is from RefSeq and is a predicted model, not a curated record. The transcript has a single exon. The coding region runs from base 31 to 378 and encodes 115 amino acids. Lineage: Eukaryota; Fungi; Basidiomycota; Exobasidiomycetes; Entylomatales.
UGCGGCUGCGUGCGUGCCGGGACACUGCCCAUGUGCCUGGCUAUCGACGCUGCGCUGGCGCCGCUGCUGCGCGUCGUGACGGCGGCGCGUUCGAGCUUCUCGGCUUUGUGCGCCGGCAGGCACGGCGGCAGAGGAGCGGCGCCGGCUGAGAUCCUCUGCAGCCGUGCCUGCGCGCACGCCGCGCGGUGCAGCGCCGGGCCGAUGCUCGCCUUCGGGCACGGCAGCAGUCUACUGCGCCCGACGCAAGGGUGCGGCCGCCGCACGCCGAGAAGAUCGCUCGCCAACGCCGCCGCCGCGCGCGCGCAGCGAGCCGCAGCGCGCGCCGCAGCGCCGAAGCGGCACCCUCCUCGCCUCUGCGCGCGGCUCCACCGGCGAUGACCGCACUUUGCCCGACGUGCGGCAGCGUGCACGCUACGCCUGCCAGCGCACGCCGCCGCCGAGCGCGCCUGGGACGUGCGGUCGUGCGCACGAUCGAGCAGCGAGCAGCACGCAGCACGUUCAGCACGAGGUCUGGCUGUCAAGCACAGAAGCUCGCCUCGGGGCGCGACGGCGUGCUGGCUCGCCGGCGGCGGUGCCGCGCGAGGGGUGGCUGCGCGGAGGCUCCU